Camelina sativa (false flax) is the source of this 2519-nucleotide messenger RNA. The record is from RefSeq and is a predicted model, not a curated record. Lineage: Eukaryota; Viridiplantae; Streptophyta; Magnoliopsida; Brassicales; Brassicaceae.
UCCGAUUCCCAAAUCUCUCGUUAUAUUCACUCCCCCCGCGCUAAAGAUCGAUUCUAGGGUUUGUAUCUUCCUUUCCAAAAACUCUGUGUCUGUGUGUUUUUGGGUUGCUUAAUCACGUUGUUACAAUCAUCGAUUACAUCUGAAGUUCGGAUUAAGGAUAAUUUGAAAUGCACCGGGUUGGAAGUGCCGGCAGUAAUGGCGGUUCUGUUCGUACUCGCAAAGAGAAAAAGCUUACUUACGUAUUAAAUGAUGCCAACGACACAAAGCAUUGUGCUGGCAUUAAUUGCUUGGAUGUGUUGAAGUCGUCUGUUUCUCAUGAUCAAAGUUACCUCUUCACUGGAAGUCGUGAUGGUACUCUCAAGAGAUGGGCAUUUGAUGAUGAUGCUACCUUUUGCUCUGCUACGUUUGAGUCUCAUGUUGACUGGGUGAACGACGCUACUCUGGCUGGUGAAAGCACUCUUGUUUCUUGCUCUGCAGACACUACAGUCAAGACAUGGGACGGCUUAUCAGCUGGAGUCUGUACGAGGACUCUCCGACAGCAUUCUGACUAUGUUACUUGUUUGGCAGUUGCGGCAAAAAAUAGUAAUGUUGUUGCAUCUGGUGGCCUUGGUGGGGAAGUUUUUAUAUGGGAUAUCGAAGCUGCUUUGUCACCAGUUACAAAACCUAAUGACGCUAAUGAAGAUAGUUCUUCUUCAAAUGGUGCAAAUGGUCCUGUUACAAGUUUAAGAACUGUUGGUUCAAGCAACAAUAUCUCUGUGCAGUCAUCUCCAUCUCAUGGGUACACACCAACAAUUGCCAAAGGCCAUAAGGAGUCCGUGUAUGCUUUGGCGAUGAAUGAUACCGGGACGAUGCUCGUCUCUGGUGGAACAGAGAAGGUUUUACGUGUCUGGGACCCGAGAACCGGCUCAAAGAGUAUGAAGCUUAGGGGGCAUACAGAUAAUGUCAGAGUGCUGCUUCUGGACUCGACUGGCAGGUUUUGCUUGUCUGGAUCCUCUGAUUCUAUGAUAAGACUAUGGGAUCUAGGUCAGCAGAGAUGUCUUCAUACCUAUGCCGUGCAUACAGAUUCAGUUUGGGCGCUUGCAUGCACUCCAUCAUUUAGUCAUGUUUAUAGCGGUGGAAGAGACCAAUGUUUAUACUUGACAGACUUGGCAACAAGGGAGAGUGUUUUGCUGUGCACUAAGGACCAUCCAAUUCAGCAAUUAGCUUUGCAAGAUGAUAGUAUAUGGGUUGCAACUACAGACUCCUCUUUAGAGAGAUGGCCUGCCGAAGUACAGAGUCCUCAAAAGGUCUUUCAACGAGGUGGCUCUUUUUUGGCUGGGAAUUUGUCUUUUAAUAGGGCGAGGGUGUCGUUGGAAGGACUAAAUCCAGCCCCUGCCUACAAGGAGCCGUCAAUAACUGUUACAGGAACUCACCCGAUUGUGCAACAUGUGAUUUUGAAUAAUAAAAGGCAAAUUGUAACCAAGGACGCAGCUGGCUCAGUGAAACUAUGGGAUAUCACUAGGGGUGUUGUGGUACAGGACUACGGAAAGAUUUCAUUUGAAGAGAAGAAAGAAGAAUUGUUUGAGAUGGUAAGCAUUCCAUCAUGGUUUACUGUGGAUACAAAACUUGGAUGCUUAUCUGUACAUUUGGAGACUCCACAAUGCUUCUCUGCUGAGAUGUAUUCAGCAGACCUUAAAGUUUCUGGGAGACCUGAAGAUGAUAAGAUUAAUCUAGCUCGUGAAACACUGAAAGGCCUGAUGGGUCACUGGCUGGCAAAGAAGAAGCACAAACCAAAACCCCAAGUUCUUGCAUCUGGAGAUACUUUAUCUGUAAAAGAUACCAAAAAAAAUCUAAGUGCAUCAAAAACUGAAGACAGUAGUGUUGCAAGUGAUCCGGUGUAUCCUCCGUUCGAGUUUUCUUCUGUCUCUCCUCCUUCCAUCAUAACCGAGGGUUCUCAAGGAGGACCAUGGAGGAAGAAGAUAACCGAGUUUACUGGAACUGAAGAUGAGAAGGACUUCCCAUUGUGGUGCUUGGACGCUGUCUUGAACAAUCGCCUUCCACCUAGAGAAAAUACAAAGUAUUCAGCACUACCUCGUUCUCUAAUCAAAAAAAUAUUAUACUUGACAGACUUGGCAACAAGGGAGAGUGUUUUGCUGUGCACUAAGGACCAUCCAAUUCAGCAAUUAGCUUUGCAAGAUGAUAGUAUAUGGGUUGCAACUACAGACUCCUCUUUAGAGAGAUGGCCUGCCGAAGUACAGAGUCCUCAAAAGGUCUUUCAACGAGGUGGCUCUUUUUUGGCUGGGAAUUUGUCUUUUAAUAGGGCGAGGGUGUCGUUGGAAGGACUAAAUCCAGCCCCUGCCUACAAGGAGCCGUCAAUAACUGUUACAGGAACUCACCCGAUUGUGCAACAUGUGAUUUUGAAUAAUAAAAGGCAAAUUGUAACCAAGGACGCAGCUGGCUCAGUGAAACUAUGGGAUAUCACUAGGGGUGUUGUGGUACAGGACUACGGAAAGCUCCAAAUGCAAAUGGAGAUGUACUAA